AUGGACCAGGGCAACAAUAUGGCCACUGGGCGUGACGCGUGGCGCAGCACGCGUCAGAUGCUGCACGACCUGGAGCAGCAGGUGCUGGAGCGCAACAUGGACUGCCAGGGCCUGCUGCAGGAGAUCAACGCCCGCAAGGCGGACCUGGCCGCCGCUGUGCAAGAGCGCGAUCAGAUGAAAGAGCAGACCCUGCAGCUCCUGAUGUCAAGGGAUACGGCACACAACACGCAGAAGCAACUGGACCAGCAGCUGGAGGAGGCGGCUCAGGAGGCGCAGCAGCUGGCACAGCAGCUCAGCCUGGUGCAGGCCAAGGAGGAAGAGAGCCGGGCGCGCGCGCAGGAGGCAAGGGACUUUGUGGCUCAGCACCUGAAAGAGCACACGGCCUUCAUGACCGGCGGCCACGAAGCCGCGGUCGCAGACCUGGAAAGGCUCUCGCGUCAGGUCGCGGCGCGGCAAGCGGGCAGGGCCGCCGCCAGCGACGGCGCGGCUGGCCAGGCCGCCGGCAGGGCGGAGAACGGCGGCUGCACGCUGGCGGGCGGAGGGUUUUCGGUGGGGCCCAGCAUCCUGCCGAAGGACUGGCUGGACGAGGCUGCUGAGGGCAUUGCCAAGGAUGAAAGGGCGGCGUUCGAGGAGGGGGCGGCUGGCAGCGUGUAG
This is a messenger RNA of Monoraphidium neglectum, 654 nucleotides long. RefSeq lists its product as hypothetical. The transcript is spliced from 5 exons. NCBI's taxonomy places the organism in Eukaryota, Viridiplantae, Chlorophyta, Chlorophyceae, Sphaeropleales, Selenastraceae. The record is from RefSeq and is a predicted model, not a curated record. Bases 1 to 654 code for a protein of 217 amino acids.